Messenger RNA from Raphanus sativus (radish), 2943 nucleotides. RefSeq names its product chromatin assembly factor 1 subunit FAS1. Bases 144 to 2591 code for a protein of 815 amino acids. The transcript is spliced from 11 exons. Lineage: Eukaryota; Viridiplantae; Streptophyta; Magnoliopsida; Brassicales; Brassicaceae. Gene Ontology annotation, biological process: nucleosome assembly. The record is from RefSeq and is a predicted model, not a curated record. Gene Ontology annotation, cellular component: CAF-1 complex; nucleus.
CAAAUCCUUGGCGGGAAAAUCAACGAAAAACCUCCCAAAACUUUCUCCUCUUUUAAAGCCUCCCCAUAAAUCAUUUCUCCAGAUCUUCUUCAUCUCUAUCUGAGCUUUAGGGUUUCUGCGGUCCAAAAGAAAAAAAAAAAGAAAUGGACGUUGAGAAUCGGAAGACGACGAUCGGUGCGAAGAAGCGGAAGAGAGAACCCGCCGCCGCCGCGAUUGAGAAUCUAACCCCAGAGGAGAAAGAUGCUCAGAUCCAAUCGUUGAAGCUGGAGAUGGAAAGCCUCUUCGUCUAUUUCCGUCAAACGAUUGGCCAGACUCAGACGCCAGAUCUGUUUUCUUCUGAUUCCUCCUCCUCCCCUUCCUCCUCUGUGAAUUCAAUGGUGGCGUUGUUGAUGGAGGAGACGAGCCUGCCCUUGUCGAAGCUCGUGGAUGAGAUUUUCUCGAAACUGAGAGAGAAGAUCGAGAGCGUCACGAUGGCUUCCGUGAAGACGGCUGUCGUCUCCAUCGGGCAGAGAGUCAGUUACGGCGUGCCUAACGCGGAGGCUGACGUUUUGGAAGAUGAUGAUGAAUCUUGUCUCUGGUGCUGGGAGACGAGAGAGCUGAAGAUGAUGCCUAAAUCUGUUCGUGGAUUGCUCAAAGUUCGACGGACUUGUCGAAAGAAGAUUCAUGAGAGGAUUACUGCUGUUUCUGCAAUGUUAGGUGUGUUGCAAAGAGCAGAGACUGACAAGUCGUUUAGAUCUGAUCUCAACAAAGCUGCUGAGAAGCUUGGGAAAGUACUGAGUGAAGUGGAUAUUCGAUCGUUUAUGGAUAAUAUGUUGCAGAAGAAUAGUACUGAGAUGGCUGAUAAAGAUGCGAAACGGGAAGAGAAACUGCUUCUUAAACAAUUGGAGAAAACUAAAUGUGAAGCUGAGAAGGAAAAGAAGAGGAUGGAGCGUCAACUUCUUAAAGAAAAGUUGCAACUUGAAAAGGAGCAGAAGCUGCUACAGAAGGCACUUAAUGAAGAUAAAGAAAAGGAAGAGGCUGAGUCGAGAAAACGGAUUAAGAAACAGCAGGAUGAGUCAGAGAAGGAGCAGAAGCGUAGAGAGAAGGAACAGGCGGAACUAAAGAAGCAGCUUGAAGUACAGAAACAGGCUUCUAUCAUGGAGAGGUUUCUUAAAAGAAGCAAAGACACUUCUUCCACCCAACCCAAACCUCCUUCCGUUGAAGUAACUGCUCAGGGUCCGUCAUGCACAAAACCUGAGGAUGAAAGUAGAACAGUUAUUGAGGCGAUUGACAAUGCCUUUGCAACAACUUGUGAAGCUUCAGUCGAUGAUAUUCGCAGGGAACAUUUUACUUCCUGGCGUCAGCUAAGUCAUUCGCUUUCGAGAAGGAGAAAACAUUGGGGGAUGCGUAGGAAGCCAAAGAGUGAACUAUUUCCAAAACUAAAACUAUCUACAAAUAAUGGAGCAACAUCUGACGGCGAACUUAACAUGGAGAAGCAAGAAGAUGAAUGUCAAGAGAAACACUUGAAUGAUGUAUCUUGUGUUAGACAGAGCAAGUCUUCUUCAUCUGAUCGUAAGAAGUCCAGGAGAGCCAUGCAAUUGUUACAGUUUGAUAAAAGCUACAGACCAGGCUUUUAUGGUAUUUGGCCAACCAAAAGUCAAGUUGUAGGGCCACGUCGUCCUCUGAAGAAGGAUCCGGAAUUGGAUUAUGAAGUUGAUAGCGAUGAAGAAUGGGAAGAGGAACAAGCUGGUGAAAGCCUUUCAGACUGUGAGAACGAUGAAGAAGAAUCUUUGGAAGAAGGAUGUUCAAAGGGUGAUGACGAAGAUGAUAGUGAAGAUGACUUUAUGGUACCUGAUGGGUAUCUCUCAGAAGAUGAGGGGGUCCAAGUGGACAGAAUGGAUCUUGAUCCGUCUGAGCAGGAUGCAACUUCAUCUCCAUCUACGCAACAAGAUCAAGAGAGUCAAGAGUUCCGCGCACUUGUACAUCAGCAAAAACAAGUGCAGAGUUUGACUGACCACGCUCUGGCGAAAACGCAGCCACUGAUUAUAUGUAACCUAACGCAUGAGAAGGUCUCUCUUUUAGCUGCUAAAGAUCUAGAGGGAGCACAGAAAAUGGAACAGAUAUGUCUAAGAGCUCUCGUGGUGCGUGCAUUCCCUUGCUCAUCUUCUCUCAUUGAGAUAUCGAUCAACGACAUACAAGAUGAGGAUCAAGAAGCAGCGGCCAAGUCAUCCUGUAGUCAGAGCACUCCACCAUCAGCUUCAAAAGCAAAAUCCAUACCAGACUCGGAUUUACUAACAGUUGUAUCAACAAUUCAAUCAUGCUCUCAAGGUAUCACCAAAGUGGUUGAAACAUUGCAGCAGAAGUUUCCUGAUGUUCCAAAGACCAAACUAAGACAAAAAGUGCGCGAGAUAUCAGAUUUCGAGGAUAGCCGUUGGCAGGUAAAGAAAGAAGUGUUGACAAAGCUUGGGUUAUCACCAUCACCAGAUAAAGGCGUUAAGAGGCCGAAAAUGAUAUCCACAUUCUUCUCUAAACGGUGUUUGCCUCCAUCCACAAACCCACCACCACCAGCUGUUGAAGAAACAGCAAGAUUGGAUAAUGAGAAUGAUGCUUAAGUUUCUUUACAGUUUCCAUCUUUUUUCUUUUCUUCUUUUUCGGAUUACAUCCCUCAAAACUCUUUUUUGGCUUCUUGUGGAUUGAAGUUGUAUGAUCAGGCAAAGCGUUCUAGAUGAGGGAAUAUGAUAAAUCGGUUAAAGAAGAAGUAACCUUAGAUGUGUUUUGUUCAGGUUACAAGUCUAUGCACAGCCUUUAUAAUGUAAAAACUCUUAUGUAGUUGUUUCAAUUUACAGUAUCCUUUGUGCUUUCAUUACAACGUUUUGUAUACUGUCUUUUAAGUAACAGAAAAAUACAUGCGACGGUGUAAAGUACUCUUUUCAAACUUGUAAUAAUCAAAUACCAUAUCUAGCA